AUGGCGCCCAUCACACCUCUCAAUGCUGCGGAUAUAACCGAAAAGGCGCGGCGAGAGCUGCUUCUUCUGCUCGAGGGUAUAAGAGGCAAGAAGAACCUUGUGCUUGAGAAAGCUCUUGCUGGUCCGCUCAACUUACUUGUCAAAUUCUCUACGCUACAGGAAUAUGGCGUUGAUAAGCCCUUCUUCCUGGAGAAUGACAACGUCGACUCUUCACAGCGCAACAUCGUCUUCCUCGUCCGAGGUGAAAAGGCGAAGACUGUGAUGGCCGUUGCUGACCAAAUCAAACGUAUUCGUCGAGACAGCCAGAUUGAACAUGAAUUCUCCAUCUUUUGGGUGCCUCGCCGUACCUUGACUUCCGACCAACUGCUUGAAGAAGCUGGUGUUUUGGGGGAAGCCAGUGUGAGCGAGUGGCCCUUGUUUUUCGUGCCUCUUGCCGAUGAUGUGCUGUCGCUUGAGCUUGAAGAUGCCGUGUCAGACUUGUAUCUUAAGAAAGAUCCAACCGCAAUCUACCUGUCAGCCAAAGCACUCAUGCUUCAGCAGCAGAAGUACGGCCUCUUUCCGCGUAUUAUCGGCAAAGGCGACAAUGGCAAGCGUCUUGCUGACCUACUCAUUCGUAUGCGCACCGAAGUCACGGCAGGGGAGUCGUCGGCUGGCGGAGGACCAUCGUUUCUCGGCUUGACUCCAAGCUCAAGCAUAGACAGUCUUAUCAUUAUCGACCGAGAAGUCGACUUUCCUACAGUGUUACUGACUCAAUUGACGUACGAGGGUCUGAUCGACGAGGUCUUCAACAUCGCUGCCAACCAGACUGAAGUCGAUUCCUCUGUAGCUGGCGGCGCAGCACCUCAGCAAGGGCAGACAGGGUCGGCCUCAACCAGUAUGAAGCGCAAGAUUAUGAUUGAUCCGAAAGACUCCUUGUACGCUGAUCUUGGCGAUGCGAACUUUGCCAUUGUGGGUAACCUGCUCAAUCAGGCUGCUCGUCGCCUACAGAGCAGUACCGGACGCGACCAGCUUGCCACGAAGACGACGUCUGAGUUGCGAGACUUUGUGGCAAAGCUACCUGGCUACCAGGCUGAACAAGCAAGUCUGAAGCUGCACACCAACCUGGCGGAAGAAAUCAUCAACUUCACACGUACCGACAUCUUCACGCGGAGUCUCGAAGUACAACAAAACAUCAUGUCCGGCGCUGACCCCACAACUCAGCACGAUACGCUUAACGAGCUCAUCAACCGAGAUGUCCCACUCCCUGCUAUACUCCGCCUGCUCUGUCUGGAAAGCACCACAAACGCUGGCAUCCGCCCCAAAGAUCUUGAAGCCUUCAAGCGCGCCAUUAUUCAAGCCUAUGGUCCCCAGCACAUCCUCACCCUCGCCUCUCUUGAGAAAAUGGGCCUUCUUGCCCCCCGCGGCGGCGUAAGCCUAGGAGGCGUAGGCGCACCCGCAAAGCCAGGCAGCGUAACAAACUACACACCUCUCCGCAAGAGUCUCAAACUCUGGGAUGACGACGUAAACGAAGCCAGUCCCAACGACAUCAGCUACACCUUCUCUGGCUACGCGCCCUUAUCCGUUCGUCUAGUUCAGUCCAUCAUCCAGAAACACACCUUGGCAAACACCAUCAAACCCCCAUCUGACCCCCGCACUAGCGUCCAGGCCAAUCCCCUCGCGCAGGGUCUCCGCAUCUUCGACGACGCGACAAAGUAUGUCCGCGGCGCUACGUUUGAUGAGACGCAAAAGGGAGAGGAGAAGGCUGUCAAGGCGAGGCAGCUGCUCAACGGAAGCCAGGGCGAGCGCAACAAGACCAUCGUCGUCUUCUUCCUGGGAGGCGUCACCAGGGCUGAGAUUGCGGCGCUGAGAUUCGUGGGCGACAAGUUGAAGGAGAUUGGGGGCGAGGGUAGGGGUAGUCGUAUUGUCGUUUGCGCGACAAAUGUGGUGCGGGCUAUGGUGUAG
Molecule: messenger RNA, 1941 nt
Organism: Pyrenophora tritici-repentis Pt-1C-BFP
Lineage: Eukaryota; Fungi; Ascomycota; Dothideomycetes; Pleosporales; Pleosporaceae
Source: RefSeq, a predicted model, not a curated record